Messenger RNA from Cetraspora pellucida, 1491 nucleotides. NCBI's taxonomy places the organism in Eukaryota, Fungi, Glomeromycota, Glomeromycetes, Diversisporales, Gigasporaceae. The record is from the annotation of a GenBank genome assembly.
AUGGACGAUAACAACAAAGAAAAUGGUGUAAUAGGAAUAGAAGCUGCUUCAGUUACAGAUAAUAACACGCUUACAAAUAAUAGUACACAAGAAAACAUAGAAUUAGGAGCAGAUAUUCCGCCUGGAAGAGAACAAGAAAGGAAGGAAAUAAUUAACAGAAUUUCAGGAUUGGAAUUUAACAUUAAUCAUAUAAUUGGAGCAGGAAUUUUUAUAAUUCCCAGCACAAUAUGGAGACUAGUACAAUCUCCUGGAACUGCUUUAAUGUUUUGGCUUGCUGGUGGACUUAUAAGCUUACUUGGCAGCACGAUUUAUGUUGAGUUAGGAUCUAGAUGCCCCAAAGGAUCUGGGGAACAAAAAUACCUCGAAGAGGCAUUUAAUGACCAGAAUAAACCUGCCGACUCCUAUGCGUGCGCCAAAUACUUUCUUUACGCAGUUAAAGGGAAUUACGAAAAUGAGGAUAUAUAUUUAGAUUCUAUACCAUUACGGCUUUUAGCCAUUGCAAUUUUAUUUGUUAUCACUUUGUAUCAUAUGUUAUCCAAUCGAUGGGCUAUCAUAAUUAAUAGGAUGUUUGCCAUAUUUAAGUCUAUUGCCAUACUUUUCGUUUCAAUAUAUGGCUUUGCAAAUGCCAAAAAUCAAUUGACUUUUAAUAAUACUCCAUCAGAUGAAGCAUAUGAGCCGUCUAUUAUAGAACAUAUUGGAAGUCAUGGAAAUUCUAUAGUAUUGAUCCUAUUUACAUAUGAAGACUUAACUGAGGAGUUAAAAUCUCCAAAUGUAAACCUGAAAUUCUCAGGUUUUCUAAGUGUAAUCGUUUCUUCUAUACUUUAUUUAAUGAUUAAUACUGCUUUUAUAUUGGUGGUAUCACCUCAUGAUGCCAUAAAUUCUUAUGAUGUUAUCGCUAUCAAUUUUGGACGCACAUUAUGGGGUGACUCAGGAAGAAUAUUUAUGUCAAUGUUAAUCUCAUUUUCUGCUUUCGGCUGUGUGAGUUCAAUGGUUUUUAUGGGUUCUCGAGCUAUAACAUACGCUGCUAAAUAUGGGUUUAUACCAAAAAUAUCCGACAAGUUAUUUUAUUGGAACCAAACAUUUAAUACCCCAUUUUAUGCUUUACUUUUACAAUUCUGUUAUUGCGCAGCUUUAAUUCUUUUCAUUGCGGUAGGCCAAAGCUUUUUCGUUUUUUUUGCUGAAAUGUCAUUGUAUUCAGCUAUAUUAUUCUAUGGUGUCGGAGCCGUCUGUUUAUUGAAAUUGAAGAAAUAUCAUAAAGGCGCUCAAUACCAGCAUUUUAAAGUAUGGAAAAUCUUCGUUUGGAUUUAUUUAUUAUGCACAGCUUUUAUUGCUGUGGCUCCAUUUUUUCCAAUUCGAUCAAGUAAAUACGAGCCACUUAAUUAUAAAUCUUUUGUACCAUUCUUUGCUUCAUGGAUCCCUAUAUUGAUAAGUGUGAGCAUUUGGUAUCUUCAUGAUUAUAAAAAGGUUUUUAAUACACGGGAAUGCUUUUGA